Messenger RNA from Dermacentor andersoni, 4540 nucleotides. RefSeq names its product TM2 and DnaJ domain-containing protein wurst (gene wus). Gene Ontology annotation, cellular component: membrane. Lineage: Eukaryota; Metazoa; Arthropoda; Arachnida; Ixodida; Ixodidae. The record is from RefSeq and is a predicted model, not a curated record.
CUCUAUGAUUGUGAAGCGAAGAAUCUCUCCAGUCUGAUUAGUCGGUAUUCGACGUGUGCAAGAAGCCCGUUGACGGAGAAGGCGCGCCUAUGUAAGCCGUACUAUAGCCGUACAACGGAGUGCGCGCGCGAUUUGCACUUUGAUUUUGCAGACGUGCCGGUACCUAGAUUGUGAAGAGCUGCCCCUGUGCAGGCAGACUGGCUGAUGCGUAGGUUAGCUGCGUCCCAGUUAAACGUGCGCUCCUCAAUUUGAAACGUGUUUGUAGUACGUUCCCGUUGAUGCAAGUGCGCGCGUAGUCACCGAUGGCGAAAAGCUUGUUUGUUACAUAUUUAUUAUGGCUUACAAUAGGUACACUAGGUGCACAUCACUUCUACCUUGGUCGCGACCGCCAAGCUUUUGUGUGGUGGAUGACACUGGGUGGUUACUUCGGCCUUGGCUUGAUCAGGGAUAUUUGGCGAAUCCCAUAUUAUGUCAAAUACGCCAACAGAGAUCCAGAGACUCUCGACAAGUUGAAGGAAAAAAUACGCAAACAUGCGAAGCCACCGUCAAGUACUGUUAGAUCUAUAGGGCAAAUGAUAGUUUCAGACGCCCUCGGUUACAUGAUCUUGUACGCCAUACCAGUGGAAUACAUUCCUGCGGACUACAUGGCUUUCGCUGCUCUACCAGUGCCACUGGCAGUUGCAAUUGGUGUCCACUUGGUGGGCAACAUAGGGGAACAAGAAGGCAACUUCAAAAUGCCAUUGUUGGGAGCAUACAUGACAUACCCACUCUACUUCUUCAGCACGCACAGCGUCUUUUGGACCAGCCUGGCCUCUAGCUACUUCUUCAACAACUAUGCUAAAACGUGGCGCCUUAAGCCACGGCCUGCCAAGCCAUUGUGCCAGCGGCUUGUAGUGUUCAUCACAUGUGGCCUGCUCUACAGCUCUAUGUGGGCCUCAUGGCUGUACUUCAACUGUAGCAUGACUGACAAUGAUGGCACUGAGGUCAAGUGCCGCGACUCAAUCCAGCACUUCUUUAGCAGCCCUUUGUGGCAGGACUUCAAAAGCGUCAUGGUGGGUAUGUACCACCAGGUGCGACUUCAGGGCUGGAGUGAACUCUGGCGGCUCUUUAUGGAGGCUCUUGAUCCUCAAGGAGAAGCCAAUGCCCUUAAGGUUCUUGGUGUUCGACCCAGUGCCUCCCAAGAAGUCAUCACAGCAGCUUAUCGCAAGCUGGCUCGCCAGUGGCAUCCUGAUCGUUUUAAAGAACAUGGUCAGAAACUGGAAGCUCAAGAGAAAUUUAUUGAGAUUCAGAAGGCAUAUGAGGUCCUCUCCAACUUGAAAUCGCGACGACUAAAAAAGAAUGCUCAAGAACCUGAAAACCCAAGUGAUGUUCGGACCGAGUUCUGAUGUGCUCAACAGUUCCAAUUUGCUGGGUGCACUUUUUCCAAGCAGACUUUAAAUCUGAACUGAACUUCUUUGCGGGCAUUGUUCAUUGUUUUUGUGAGUUGGGUGGGAUAUGUGCAAGCAGUGGUGCCUUUUUUUUCUAUUGGUUUAUUUAGGCAGCACAACAGCAGGCAACAUAAGGUUAGGGUAGCACAUUGCUUCCUAUUACAUUGCACAUACAGCCAUGCAUCAGUGUUCUGCUACCAAAGUGCAAAAAUUAUACUCAUUUGUUCAGUGUAAUUGUGCUUUAAAAUAUAUUGGUUCUGUGAGACAUUACAUUCCAAAGAUUUUUAUUUCUGUUAUUUAAAUGUGUGCCUUUUGUUGACUGCACACCUAGGCAUGUCUUUCAUAGUUGCGUUUAUGGCUGCAGAAAGAUUUGAAAUGUUUCUACAAGAACUUGCAGCAUGGUGUGGUAAACAGUGCAGAAUCAUUGUAUUACUUUUUAGGAAGCAAACACUGCAUAGAGGUUUCUGCAUGAUGUCUUACUCAGGGGAGCACCACUUUCAAUGUCAGUUUGUAUUGCACUGAAAUCUUGGCUUAGUUAAUGUUCCUAAUUUUAGUAUUCUUUGCGAAAGAAGUUAGUAGCCACAAGAAAAUUUAACUGAUUUGUGCAUAAAAUAAGUUGGCCAGUGUGGCUAUUUAAUUAUUUGUACAUAUAUAAUGAACUUUUGACAGAAAGUGAACACGUUUGAAGUAAAAUACUUGCACUAAUGAAUAUAUUAAAUUCUCGUGAUGGCUAAAGACUAAAGGGUGUGAAAGGAAUGUAACUUGUGUGUUAUAAACAGUUAUGCAGUGACAGAAUAUGCUUUUUGAAUAUUUGUGCAAUAAUUAAUUUGGUUUCUUCCUACAUUUUUGUGAGGAGGUUUGCAUACAAAAAAGCUUUGUGCAGUUACAUAAAGUAUACUUAUGUGAGCAUGUGUAUGGAUUUUUAUAUUUUUAAUAUCCUUUGGCAUAAGUUCUUGCUGCAUUGCUGAGCUCAUUUUAUAGCAUGUUCUAGUGCCUCCAAAUCAAGUGUGCAGUGCCUUUAUAUCAGUAUUGUUGGAUGGGUGUAAAUCACACUGAAGGCACUAACAUUCUUCUGUGCCUUAUUGGAACAAUUAGCUUGCCUAUUGUGGAAUGUCUUUACCAAUUCCAUUGUGUGAUCAAGCUUGCUGAAUGACUGCUAUCCCAUGUGAGAAAUUUAUGGCCAUGCCUUGCUGCCAUAUCUGUGAUUAUUCUAGAGUGAUGGCUCCUACUGUUUGUGGUACGGCAGCCGUAUUAUUUUAUGCAUAGCUUUGAUGGCAAGCACUGCACUUAGUUUGUCUAUGUAUGCACCUAUAGCCACUUACAAAGAAUGAGAGGUGGUGAUACUGGGAAAAAGAAGCUACUUUAUGGAUUGUCCUGUGACAAAUGAGUUGCCUUCUAUAAAUCUGUUUGUAAUGUAUAUGUGAUCUAUAUGUGGUAAUGCCUUGAAUAAGUUGCUGCCAGCACCAUGUGGAAGGCUCCAUGACAAGUAGAGUGGGACGAGUUGAGGUGUGCUGUCAAGAGCCUAGCUCUGCCUAAACUCUGCAGCCACCAGUCACCAAGAAUCCAGUAUGGUCACGGCUAGAGGUAAAUGUAGAUGUGAUGGCAUGGUCUGCACCAGUUCCAUCUGUGCGAGUGUCUGUAGAUGCUUACAAAGUACGCUCAAUCGUUCUAGACCGGAAAUAAAGUAGUCAGGGAAAAUUUGCAUCGAUAGGGAAAGUCUGGCUGCUGACAGUGAAUACAGGUGAAAGAGCCAAAGAAAGCUAUUCGCUUAAAGGGGCCAUGGCAGCAAAUUUUCGUGCUUAAAUUAUGCAUUGCAUGUUAAACCAUACGCAUCCCACAGCAACAAAGUUUGAAUGCAUUCAAUGCAGUGAAAAAUUUGUAGUAUUUGAAUUUUUUAAUGUCGCAGUUGAACUGUAAAGCAGCGUGGCAACAGGAAGUGGUUACGAAAUAAAUAGGCGCCUCUGGAAACGGCUUCCUGGGCUAACAGAUACUGGGUUCGAAGGCCUUUUGUGUACUGCAAACACUGGAAGCGAUUGCAGGAGCUGGAAAACAUUAUGGCUGCCAUGCGUCAAUUCGUUUUUGCGCGUGCAUCUUUGCGCAUCUCUGUAGUUUGCUAUUGCUUUUUAUUGUGCAAUUGAAGCAAUUAAGGACACAGUUCAGUGGUGAUGCCAUUGCUGCGCCUUUGAGUGCUAGAGCAUGCAGAGAAAGACAGGCGAUGUGGUCUCGAACUGCUUCAAAGCAGGCGACACAGUGGUGGCCUCUCAGUUACUGUUGUCACACAGCCUUGCCAAACUGGCAGUUGGUGUUGGUAGGAGGAGUUGAGAGGCAGUGAUUUCAGAUUGAAAUUUAGUUUAAAAUGUGCGAUGAGAGCCCAGUUUUUUACCAUGUAUAACCAUACUGGGCCAUCUACUCUCAGUUACAAAUAUAAACAGAACUGUUGGACGACCCUGUCCAGCCCUUUUAAAAAAAAAGUGCAGUAGCUGCACGAAUUUGCAGUAGUGACUGCGAUAGCUGCAGCAAACUGUGGGACUGUUAUGUAACUUUUAUAUUGUAAACAUGUGAUGGCCUUGUGUUGAAGUCGUCAUGCAGCGCUUGCUCUGGGUUUUCAAGUUCAGCGUGGACCAGGCACCAGCUCACGCGGAUAAAGUUUGGCAGGCCCUGCAGCAUCGGCAGGUACACAUAGCUGUGGGAUAGAAACGAAAUGCGGAAUCUUGUUGAUCCGUGGGCAUAGCCGCAUGAGAUCGCGGGUAAUUUAGGCCACUCGACUGCGGAUAGCAGCCAUGGAAGACGAAAAUAAACUGAGAGGGAGCAUUAUGUCACACAGCCCGCCCUCGCAAGUCAACUUUUUGUGAAGCCAUCCCCUUCACCUUUUCUCUAUCAAAAAGUCGGCUCAGCACAUGACCCUGCAAGCGCAGGGUUAUGUGUACGAUUCUUUACAGUACGUUGCAGAAGGGCCCGCUGCUUCUCUCUCAGCUUGCGCCUCUUCUUUACGUUUAUUAUGUGGUUUCGUGCUGUCAUUUAUUUAUUUAUUUUAUUUACAGCAUACUGCAGGCCGUGUGGCCCAAGCAGGGGGGGCAUGGUAACAAAUAAAAGUACAUGUAUAAAAGGCAGAA